Messenger RNA from Vitis riparia (riverbank grape), 654 nucleotides. RefSeq lists its product as uncharacterized. Lineage: Eukaryota; Viridiplantae; Streptophyta; Magnoliopsida; Vitales; Vitaceae. The coding region runs from base 1 to 654 and encodes 217 amino acids. The record is from RefSeq and is a predicted model, not a curated record. The transcript has a single exon.
AUGAAGGACAAUGAAUCCUUGAGGGAGUUCGUGAAACGAUUUGGCCAGGCUGUCCUGCAAGUAGAAGCUUGCAGCAUGGACGCUGUCCUACAAAUCUUCAAGCGAUGUAUUUGCCCAGGCACUCCAUUUUUUGAGUCACUGGCUAAAAAGCCUCCCAUGACGAUGGACGACUUGUUUCGACGUGCAAACAAAUACUCAAUGCUCGAAGAUGACGUACGGGCAGCUACCCAGCAAGUAUUGGUUGCCGGACAAUCGUCCAAGGGUAGCACAGAGGGAAGCACUAAACCUCCGGACAGGCCAAGACCAUCCGAUCGAAGGCAAGAGGGGCCAAGCCGCCCGGAGAUGCCACCUCUCACACCACUCUCUAUAACUUAUGAGAAGCUUCUCCCUAUGAUCCAGAACUUGUCCGAUUUCAGGUGGCCCAGACCCCUCGGAUCGGAUCCAUCCAGGAGAGAUCAUAGCAAAAAAUGUGCUUACCAUAAGGAGCAUGGCCAUACAACGGAGACGUGCAGAAGCCUCCAAUAUUUGGUGGAAAGACUUAUAAAGGCGGGUCAUUUAAGGCAAUACCUCCGUUCAGAUGCUAGAGAUGGGGAUGCCUCCCGGGGUCGCGACUCUGGGGCCCCCACGGCUCCAGCCCCCCCAAAGCCGUCAUAA